Molecule: messenger RNA, 744 nt
Organism: Trichoderma breve
Lineage: Eukaryota; Fungi; Ascomycota; Sordariomycetes; Hypocreales; Hypocreaceae
Exons: 3
Coding region: 1-744 (247 amino acids)
Source: RefSeq, a predicted model, not a curated record
AUGGACACUCCUAUAAUAGAAAUCACCUCUUGCAACCCCGGAAACAUUGGAUACGGGCUUUGGACCAAUGUUCACAGGCUUGAUCGACUCUCUACAGCCUCACAACGGCGAAAUGGUCCCCGCGCCAUCUCUUUUGAGGCCAUAUACCCAUUCGCCAUCAAGGAGAACAACCGCAUUGCAUACCACGCCAAUCCCAACGUAUGCUUCAUUGCGACAGCUGUCAACUUCUCCAAGAAGAGAAACCCGCCCCUCCAUCCGCCUUUGGUUGCCUCAUGGUUCAAUUGCCAUGAUGAUGAGAACAUGUCUUUCGACAAGCGCAAAAGUCAAUGGGCAUGGAUAUACAACGCGCUGUCGAAUGUCGCCACCACGUCUCACAUUUUCCAUUUGGAGAUUCUACAUGUGGACCAAAUCAAGGCAUGGCAGCGGUGGACUCUAGAAGAGCACAAAGAGGCGUUAGAAGUACUCAAAACAGGGGCCAGGCUCCCUAUAGUCGACCGUUUGCUUUCCGGGCUCAAUUCGCGGAACCUUUUUUGUAUUGGAUCCAAGUACGGUCUCACGCAGUACGAGUUCGAGUACUACCUGACAAUCCCACCCCCGCGCAGUUGGGAUAGAGUCUUUUACCCUUUCCACGUUCUCUCUCGGCCUCAAGCUCUACAAAAUGGAUGGGACUGGAAUAAAGUCACGGCUUUGACCCGCUUCAUGAUUCGGAAGCCUCUCGAACUACUGCAACAACGAUGCUUUUGA